UCAUGUAUCCUAUUUCAGUUUCACUUUUACAACCGAAUCAGGAAAUAAAAGCAUCAUAUACGAUCUUACAAGCACGUGAAGUGUAAUUAAAAGAGCACGGUAGUGUUCAAGAGAUCUGGGAGCAAAAAUAUUAAGGAAUCGAAGGUGAAAUGUUCAGUGAUUAUGGAAAACAGACUUGACGAGACUGCUGCAAACCAUUCGACCACUCUGACUAAUAAACAGCGUGGGAAUGAGGUCACAGUCCGACCCGCCACUUUAGAUAAUCUCUCAAUUCAUCAGCUGGCAGCCCAUGGGGAGAUUUCACAAGUGGAGACACAUCUAGACAAAGACGACUCUGCAUUAAACAAUCAAGAUGAGCGGGGUUUCACCCCAUUGAUGUGGGCCGCUGCAUUUGGAGAAAUAAUGAUGGUGGAGUUUCUUCUACAGAAGGGAGCCAAUCCGAAAACACUAGCUCGGGAACGAGAGAGUGCCCUCUCUUUGGCCAGUGCUGGGGGAUUUGCAGAUAUUGUUAAUGUUCUCCUAAAAUGUGAUGUUGACAUUGACUCUUAUGACUGGAAUGGUGGGACCCCCCUUCUCUAUGCCGUUCGUGGUAAUCACAUGAAAUGCGUUGAAGCUCUCUUAAGAUAUGGGGCAGAUAUCACAUUUGAGGCAGACUCUGGAUAUAGCCCUGUAGCUCUUGCUGUUGCUCUGGGUCACAAAAAAGUGCAAAAACUUCUUGAAGAACACAUUCUGAAACUGUUUCGUGGACCAGUUUCAGCAUCAGAGGGCACAUGAAGCACAGGACUUCUCUUUAAUAACCCUUGUUUUACCCUAAUCUUAAAUACUUUAUCACUGUAAAGAUCAGUUUUUAUACUUUUUAAAUAAAAACACAACACAAUCGGUGUUGACCUGAAAAAGCUUGUGAAUAUAAUCAA
Messenger RNA from Xyrauchen texanus (razorback sucker), 914 nucleotides. RefSeq names its product DNA-binding protein RFXANK-like. Bases 163 to 774 code for a protein of 203 amino acids. Gene Ontology annotation, cellular component: nucleus. Gene Ontology annotation, biological process: regulation of transcription by RNA polymerase II. Gene Ontology annotation, molecular function: protein binding. The transcript is spliced from 8 exons. Lineage: Eukaryota; Metazoa; Chordata; Actinopteri; Cypriniformes; Catostomidae. The record is from RefSeq and is a predicted model, not a curated record.